AAUUUAGUGACAGAGAUAGGGAUGAAAGCCUCCAAACAAAGCACGUGAUGGUGAGAGCAGUAGAGAAAUGCAGCAGCAGCAGCCUGAGAGAAGGCAGACAGAGGAAGAGAGGAUGAGAGAGGGAAGUGGAUCUGCUUUAAAAGCACAGAGGGAAAGAGAAGCAGCCUUGCGCUCACAUAGAGUGGCUGCAUUGUCAUUGCUGCACAGAAAAUAAAGGGAACAAAAGGAGGAAAGGAGAAGAACAAAGGAAUGCACAGAGGGCUCUAAGAGGCUCAUCAGAGGACAGCCACAGGAAGGUGCUUGUAUAUAAAUGAGAAGGUGGACCCUGGCAGGACACUAAAGCUUAGCUCCUCAUCCUGAUCACAGUGAGGUGCGAUGUCCCCAGCCUGACACAUAAUUACAUCUAAUGCUGUUUGCAAGAUCCUCAUUAUGUCCAGGAGGAAAAUCUCAUCAGAGUCCUUCAGCUCCCUGGGAUCUGACUACCUUGAAACCAGCCCGGAGGAGGAAGCAGAAUGCCCAUUAGCUAGGCUGUGCUGGAAUGGGAGCAGGAGCCCCCCAGGGCCACCAGAGCAUCACCCAGAACCGGUCAUUGGUCCCAGGAGAGCAACUAGGAGGAGAAGGGUGAAUUUGGACUCCUUGGGGGAGAGCAUCAGGAAACUGACUUCUCCUACGCCUCAGACAAUAAAGCAGACCUUACAGAGAACACUGCAGCGCUAUGAGCCUCAAGUUAUUGGGUGCAGGGAUGCAGAAAGGAAUCUGCACAAUGCGUCACUCAGAUGUUCGUACGGUGAUAAUACUGAAGACGGCGAAGAUGUUUCAGGGAUUUUGCAGUGUACAGCUAAUAUCCUUGGGCUGAAAUUUGAAGAAUUACAAGAGCGAUUUGGAGAGGAAUUUUUCAGCAUUUGUUUCGAGGAGAACGAAAGAGUUCUUCGCGCCGUGGGUGGAACCCUGCAUGACUUCUUCAAUGGCUUUGAUGCAUUGCUGGAACACAUUAGGACUUCCAUUGGAAGACAGGUGACCCUCGAAUCCCCCUCUUUCCUAUGCAAAGAGCUUGCCGAUGGGAGUCUUCUGCUCAGUUGCUUCCACCUUCAUCCUGUAGUAGGAUUUGCUAUGCUUGGGAUGAUAAAAGCAGCAGGAAAGAGGAUCUACCAGCUAAAAGUCGAAGUAGAGCAAAUAAACAACGCAAACGAAAAGCUGUGUUCUGAAAUAGUAAGCACAGGUAACUGCAACUCCCUAACAUUUCUAAUUAAAGAAAGUGAUAAUACAAACAUCACAAAAGUACCUCAGCAUAGAUCAUCCCAGAUACCAUCAGACUUGAGGAUAAGCAUCAGCACGUUCUGUAGAGCAUUCCCUUUUCAUCUGAUGUUUGACCCAAGUAUGUUAAUCCUCCAGCUCGGGGAAGGACUUAGGAAGCUGAUAAAGUGUGAAGUUCACAAAGCUAUGAAGUUCCAUGACAGUUUUGAAAUAGUGUCUCCGAAAAUCAGCUGUACCUUUGAACAUGUUCUCUUGAGACUGUCGACUCCUUUUGUCAUUCGGAAUAAAAUUGAUACAUCCAGUCUUGAAAAUAAAGACAAGGUAAUGGAUAUUAAAGGACAAAUGAUCCAUGUUCCUGAGUCUAAUUCUAUUCUGUUUUUGGGUUCUCCUUGUGUUGACAAGCUGGAUGAACUGAUGGGUCGAGGUUUGCAUCUUUCAGAUAUACCUAUUCAUGAUGCCACUCGGGAUGUGAUUCUAGUUGGUGAGCAAGCCAAGGCUCAAGAUGGCCUAAAAAAACGAAUGGAUAAAUUGAAAGCAACCUUAGAAAAAACACAUCAGGCUUUGGAAGAAGAGAAGAAGAAGACAGUAGACCUUCUUUGUUCGAUUUUUCCAGGAGACGUAGCUCAGCAGUUGUGGGAAGGGAAGUCUGUUCCAGCCAAAAAGUUUGAUGAUGUCACCAUGCUCUUUUCGGACAUUGUUGGGUUUACAGCUGUCUGUGCCCAGUGCACACCAAUGCAAGUGAUUAGUAUGUUGAAUGAAUUAUACACUAGAUUUGAUUAUCAGUGUGGAAUACUGGACAUCUACAAGGUGGAAACGAUCGGGGAUGCGUACUGUGUGUGCUCUGGAAUUCUCAGGAAAACCAGCAGCCAUGCUAAACCUAUUGCUCUUAUGGCUUUGAAGAUGAUGGAACUUUCAGAAGAAGUUCUCACUCCAGAUGGAAGACCUAUCCAGAUGAGGAUAGGGAUUCACUCUGGCUCAGUCCUGACUGGUGUGGUGGGUGUAAGGAUGCCUCGAUAUUGUCUAUUUGGGAACAAUGUUACUCUGGCUAGCAAGUUUGAAUCAGGAAGCCAUCCCCGUCGAAUCAACGUCAGUCCAACAACAUACCAGCUUUUAAAGGGGGAAGAAAAUUUUCAUUUUAUUCCCCGCUCACAUGAGGAUCUUCCAGACAACUUUCCAAAGGAAAUCACUGGGAUUUGCUAUUUCUUAGAGGCCAAGAACAGUCAAAAACAGCCAAAGCACCCCUUAACAUCUGUUAGGAUGAGAAAGGUUUCCUACAACAUUGGAACGAUGUACCUUAGGGAGACAAGCGUAUGAACCUUCUGCAGAUCAAAGACUCUUCAAAAAAGCACAAGCCCAUAACUGGGUCACGACAAGAGUGCAGAGAAUCUGUUCCAUCGUGUUGGUAAAAAAAAAAAAUAUUCAACGGUAAGAGCUCUGCAUAUUGCCAGGCAAUAAUAAUAAUAUUUUUUUUUCAAAGGUGGGUGAUAAAUGUUAAGAACAUAAAAUAGAAUUAUGUAAUUCAUAGUUAACACAUCGUCACAGAACAAUAAUCCAAUUGAUUUCCAGGUGUUACCAUUUGUUAGUGAACAGAUCAUCUUAAAAUAUAUAUAUAUCAUUGUCUGUUAUGUACCCUUGGUUUACUCAUCUAACUGUGAACGUCAAAAGCCUUCUCAAGGAUCCUGAUAAGUAUUGAGUAAGCAAUUCCACAGUGAAGUGAAGAUGUACAUUAUGUGCCCUACAGGGGCAUCAUUGCCAAUAAUUAUCGUACAAAAUGCUUCAAUCCAUAUUAUAAAUAUGAUCAGAUGAUCAUAGUUUGGUGUCAAUUCUAAUGUGUUAUCCAUCUGUGUGGGGCUUUGGAUUUGUUUUCGAUAUGGACGUAAAAAAAAAUAUUUAUUUUAAUGUUUAUUUUUAAGCGUUAAAAGCAGAAUUUAUGUUAGCAUGUGUCAGAAAAUAUAUAUUUUAAUGAUGUCUGCUUAUGAGUUAUUCACGUGACCUCAUAAACGAUAAAGAGAUGACUGCCUGACUCCCACCAUAGCAUUUGAAUGUAAUAUUUAAUAAUUGUUAUAUUCACAAUGGCAUAUUUCUAAAUCAUUUAUAUUGAUAUUUAAAUAUAUAUAUAUAUAUAACCACUUGUUGAUCGCAUCAGUGUACAUAACGAGCAGUAUUAACAUUUUAGAUACCUGAUGAAGUUGUUUGUGAUUUAAUAAAAUUCCCUGCUAUCUAAGAUAA
Molecule: messenger RNA, 3483 nt
Organism: Spea bombifrons (plains spadefoot toad)
Lineage: Eukaryota; Metazoa; Chordata; Amphibia; Anura; Pelobatidae
Gene: GUCY1A2
Product: guanylate cyclase 1 soluble subunit alpha 2
Exons: 8
Coding region: 430-2568 (712 amino acids)
Biological process (GO): response to oxygen levels; cGMP biosynthetic process
Cellular component (GO): guanylate cyclase complex, soluble
Molecular function (GO): heme binding; guanylate cyclase activity
Source: RefSeq, a predicted model, not a curated record